This is a messenger RNA of Plutella xylostella (diamondback moth), 1472 nucleotides long. Its product is annotated as allantoicase. Gene Ontology annotation, molecular function: allantoicase activity. The record is from RefSeq and is a predicted model, not a curated record. Gene Ontology annotation, biological process: allantoin catabolic process. NCBI's taxonomy places the organism in Eukaryota, Metazoa, Arthropoda, Insecta, Lepidoptera, Plutellidae.
AUAAAAACCAUAUACAAUACUUAAUGAAGUUCAUUGACUCAAUACAAAUGUCUCGUCUUUAAUUAGAUAAUUACGAUAACUGAAUCAUUCGAAAGUGGAGAAAGACUAUGCAUAUCAGUUCAAGUCUAAAUGUAUUGGGACUUAGUCGUGUAGUGUUGUUAUUAUUAUCAACGAUAGUUUUAACUGAAGAAACAAUGAGUGAGCAAGGUGUCCCAGAUUUCGCAAAACUUACGGACUUUGCGUGUAGCAGUUCCGGCGGUCAAGUAGUAUUCGCAACCGAUGACUUCUUCUCCCCGUGCGAGCUGAUGAUAUCCGCUCCGGAUCCGGUAUUUUUCCCGGACCGGUUCACGGAGUUCGGCAAGUGGAUGGACGGGUGGGAGACGCGCCGGAAGAGGGUCCCCGGACACGACUGGUGCGUGCUGCGGUUGGCUACCAAAUGUGAUAUUAAAGGAGUGCUAGUGGAUACUGCAUUCUUCACCGGCAACUUUGCACCCAAGUACUCCAUACAGGGGGCUGUGUUAAAUGAACAAGAAGAAGCACAGAUACCGAAACGCAAAUCUGAAAUGGGUUCAGCGGCGGCGGCGAGUGAUCUGAAACAAAUGAACGACCUCUCCCGAGAUUGGCCCGAGAUCGUCCCGAGAACGCCGUUGCGGCCGGGCUAUGAGGAUACGAGAAUGAAUUAUCGUAAUGUGACAUCUGGGGGCCCCUACACCAACAUCCGGGUGAACAUAUACCCGGACGGCGGCAUCGCCCGGCUCCGCGUAUUCGGAGUGGCCCAGCCGACGCCGCCCGCGGCCGACACCCGGCUUGACCUGGCAUCCUUGCUCACCGGCACCGUCUGUGAAGACUACUCGAACGCCCACUACGGCCACCCUCGUAACAUGCUGUCUCCGGGGCGCGGCGCCGGCAUGGCUGAUGGAUGGGAGACCGCGCGGCGCCCGGACCGACCCGAAGUACUGCUGGCGAAGAGUGACGGCACUAUUGUGGUUACUGGUGAGGAAUGGGCGACAUUUCGGCUGGGCUUCCGCGGAGCUCUGGAGGAGAUAGGCGUCGACACAAACCACUUCAAGGGAAACUAUCCAGAUUCUAUCAAGAUUGAAGGCCUGGAUGCUUUAGGCGAUGGAACUUGGGCGACGAUAUUAAACCCUAGUAAAUUAUCAGCGCACAAGGAGCACUGGUUCCCGUGCUCCUCUGGGCCGGUGACUCACGUGCGGGUCACCAUCGCGCCAGACGGCGGCGUCAGCCGGCUGCGGCUGAUGGGACACGCGGUGGCGCGUAGUGACGACGAGUUUUGAACUGAAUAAUGCUGCUGUAUUGUUAAUAUAAAAGUCACGCUAGGUUUGGAGUAAAUAGUACUACAUAUGUCAUAAAUUAUGUUUGUGAAAUUUAAGUUAGUAUAUUAAUGUAUCCUUAAGCACCUAAGAUAAUAAAGAAUAAGAGAAAUAUUAAAUUCGUUUCACCACAACAUUGUA